ACCCAUGUAGGAGGUGCUACUCCAUGAAGCAGCGGUCUUAGGUCUAUGGCGAAGUACCCGAAGUGGACGAGAACGACGAAGCCUAUCAUGGAGGCGUCUUUAUCAAUGUAGGCCUUACCGAAGAAUCAAUAUUAUGACGUAGUUGACCGUCAUGUAGCCAUACGGGAGGUACAGCCAUGGCAAGGCGUCUACAACAUGCUCCAUGGCCUGACUUGAUGUUUGCGGUGGAGAGUAUGAACGGAAAUUGAGGUUUUCUCCACGCCAUUUUAGGGCGGAAAGAUGUGGGAGAUAGCUUCCAACCGCACGGGGAUGGUGAGAUAGGUCAGAGGGCAAUUACGGUGCACGUAAGGAACAUGGGAAGGAAAAAUAUAGGGAAACAAAAGUCCCAGUAGCAACAAUUAAACUCUGAAUUUUAUGGCUUCGAAUUUCGAGUUAAAUUCAAGCGUUACUGCACCAAGUGGUAGUUUGAGAACUUGUGCAAUCAAGACUUGCCGACGGAAGAGGUCCCUAGAGCUUCAGUUACUUCAUUCCAGAUAUGAUACCAUUCCGUGAGUGCAAUAAAGGAAUCAGAUUUCCUGAUUUUAAGGGAGUUGGAAUUCCCCCGUUUGAGGGAAAUGGAUUUCAAUUCCUCUUUACCAAACAAGUGGAAACGGAGUUGAACAUUCCGAUACCGAUAGGUUCGGCCCACCUUGGGCUGUUUUUGGGCGGACCGACGUUGACGUGACCUGCCACGCCGACCAAACGUUCCGCUUCAGGCCGCCAUGAGGUCACCGGUCCGUCCCGUUCACCGUCUCGGCACUUCAUCUUCUUCUUCCGUUGAGGUCGAGCUAUAAGCUUGUCCGAGAGGAGAAGCGUUGGACUGAAGCAAGCUUAGACCGUUUCUCAAGUCCCUGAACCUAUGAAGUCUCGUUUCUGUAGUCUCAUCGGAGUUAUUUUACGAAGACUUCCAAUUCCAAGAGCUCGGAUCGAAUCGAUAUUGAUGGCUUAUGGAGUUCCGCCAGCAAGCGCCAGCGGUGGCUCAACGUCGGCGAUUAAGCAGGUGAAACUGGACAAGGAGUGCGAGAUCAGGAUCGAGGUCGGCAACGAGACGCCUCUCCGCCUCCGCCUCCUCUCCGGCACCGCCGAGAUCUUCGGUGCCGAGCUGCCGCCUGAAUUCUGGCUUACCUUUCCUCCUCGCCAUAAGUUUGCCGUUUUUACUUGGUAUGGAGCAACUAUCGAGAUGGACGGUGAGACGGAAUCUGAUUAUACCACAAACGAGACACCAAUGGUCAGCUAUGUAAAUGUGCAUGCCAUACUUGAAGGACGCAGGAACAGAGCGAGAGCAUCGCCGCCUGACUCCAAUUCUUCUCAGGGACCUAGAGUGAUUGUUGUGGGACCUAAGGAUUCUGGGAAAAGUACUUUAUCGAGGAUGCUGCUCAGUUGGGCAGCUAAACAGGGUUGGAAACCUACCUUUGUGGACUUGGAUGUUGGCCAAGGAUUUAUAACUAUACCUGGCUCUAUUGCUGCUACACCCAUUGAAUUGCCUAUUGACCCUGUGGAAGGAGUUCCUCUAGAAAUGCCCCUUGUUUACUUCUAUGGGCAUGUUACUCCGAGCAAUAAUGUAGAUUUGUACAAAGUGCUCGUAAAGGAGCUUGCUGAUAUUCUGGAGAGACAGUUUGCAGGUAAUGCUGAAUCAAGAGCUGCAGGCAUGGUGAUAAAUACCAUGGGAUGGAUAGAAGGCGUAGGCUAUGAAUUGAUUCAACAUGCUAUUACUACUUUCAAUGCCAAUGUAGUCUUGGUCCUGGAUCAGGAGAAACUCUUCAGCAUGCUCAAGAAAGAUGUGUUGAAAAACAAUCCCAAUGUAGAUGUUGUUAAGCUUCAAAAGUCAGGUGGUGUUGUAUCCAGAAGUAAUAAGUUUCGGCAAAGGACGAGGAGCUUUAGAAUAAGGGAGUACUUCUACGGUCCAGGCAAUGAUCUCUCACCGCAUGCCAAUAUAGCCAACUUCAGUGAUUUGUCCAUCUAUAGGAUUGGGGGCGGACUCCAGGCCCCACACUCUGCGCUGCCGAUCGGUGCAAAGUCUGUUGCAGACCCUCUGAGAUUAGCACCUGUGAAUAUCAACCGGGAUCUGCUCCAUGUAGUUCUCGCAGUUUCGUUCGCGAAAGAACCGGAGCAAAUAAUCUCAAGCAACGUUGCUGGGUUCAUAUAUGUCACAGACGUAGACAUACAUAGGAAGAAGAUCACGUACCUCGCCCCAUCUACUGGGGAUCUCCCAAGCAAAUUCUUAAUUAUGGGAACCCUGACUUGGCUUGAAACCUGAACUCGAGAUGCAGGAUUUGUUGACUGCUACGCGUUUCUUAAAGUUAAAUCUAUCAAUUGUACUGAUCACUGCAUCGCUUGUAACUGAUAUCAUUGGGUAGUUUUGUGUAUCAUAUAUAGCAGAAACCUUGGUGUAAGUUGUAUAACUUUAUAAAUGAGAUGAGAGUUUAUUUGGAUUGAUCAUUUUUUUU
This is a messenger RNA of Punica granatum (pomegranate), 2486 nucleotides long. NCBI's taxonomy places the organism in Eukaryota, Viridiplantae, Streptophyta, Magnoliopsida, Myrtales, Lythraceae. The record is from RefSeq and is a predicted model, not a curated record.